Spea bombifrons (plains spadefoot toad) is the source of this 1878-nucleotide messenger RNA. RefSeq names its product zinc finger protein OZF-like. The transcript is spliced from 2 exons. Lineage: Eukaryota; Metazoa; Chordata; Amphibia; Anura; Pelobatidae. Gene Ontology annotation, biological process: regulation of cytokine production; negative regulation of transcription by RNA polymerase II; regulation of immune system process. Bases 182 to 1852 code for a protein of 556 amino acids. The record is from RefSeq and is a predicted model, not a curated record.
UUGGCUCCAACAAAAUGGCUCCUGUGCCAGACAAACAGAGGUAACCGUCUCUUGUGUUGUGAACCACAGCAUGCGAGCAGAAGGCUGAACUGUCAUCUCCUGUGGAUUACUGAGGACUGAGGAGAGACCCAGAGAGCACAGGGAUAUCGUAUCUAAAGAGACAAGUGACGGUAAAAAAAAUAUGGAGGAAGAAGAAUAUCCCUCAGGUGCUGUACACGGGAAACAUAUACAUUCAGAAUUUCCAAGUAACUUUGGAAAGGAGGAGUUGGCCUCCUCUAAACAUCGUGAAGACAUUCACGCACCUUCAGAACAUCAGAUUAAGGAGGAAUCUGUCUCCAAUGAAGAUGGAAACCUCAUCCACCACGACACUUAUUCAGCCGUGGAAAAUCCGCCUGUUUGUAUUAAGGUGGAAUCAGCCUCACCCGAUGAAGAAGAUGUCGCAGAUCUCCACGGUUACUCACCACCAGAAUACACGACUGUUGUUGUGAAAGAGGAAUCCGAUGGAAUGGAAGCCCAAAUGGAAUGCAUAGCCGUUCAAAUCAAAGACGACUCGGAUGGGGGUGGCAAUCACGCAGGAGAUAACAUUCCCACGGAACGCGAAGGAAAAGGAUACACGCGUGUUAAGAAGGAUGAAGUCUUGUCUGAGGAAGAACCUUUUGCAAGAGCUACACCAAGAAGCCACGUCUACGGAGGCAAUAAUUUUGAUCCUCAUAAUGAAAGCAUGGUAAAGAAAGGUAAAAAUGAGAGAAUUGGGUGUUUUUUAGUAAAGUGUAGCGAGUGUGAUGAGGUUUUUCGUUCUAAAGCCUCUUAUGCGUCUCACAAGAAGGCACAUGGCCCAGGGAAGAUGUUCAGCUGCACCGAGUGUCAAAAAAGUUUCUCCAGUAACUCCAUCCUCCUCAGACACCAAGCAACCCACAAAGGAGAAAGGCUGUCUUGUUCGGAAUGCGGCAAAAACUUCACGUAUAAAUCGAGUCUCGUCUACCAUCAGAAGAGUCACGCGUUAAAGAACCAGUUCCUGUGUUCCGCUUGCGGAAAGAGCUUCAGCGACAAGUCAAGUCUCGUCUACCACGAGAGAAUUCAUACCGAGGCCAAGCAGCACUCGUGCUCCGACUGCGGGAAAGUCUUUCCAGAUAACGUCUACCUCAUGAGGCAUCAGAAGAGUCACACGGGAGAGAAACCCUACUCGUGCUCCGAUUGUGGCAAAUCGUUUACGAGCAACACCAACCUCAUCACCCAUCGGAGGGUCCACACGCAAGAAAGGCCCUUUCCGUGCCCCGAGUGCGGGAAGCGUUUCUCGUGCAGCUCGCAUCUGGCCCGCCAUCAGAGAGGUCACACGGGGGAGAAGCCGUUCUCGUGUUCCGAAUGCGGGAAACGUUUCGUCAGUAACACCAACCUUAUCACGCACCGUAGGAUCCAUACGCAGGAGAAGCCGUUCGCUUGUUCCGUCUGCGGGAAGAGCUUCAACAACAGAUCCAAUUUCGCCAAACACCAGAGGAGCCACACGGGGGAGAAACCCUUUUCGUGUUCGGCCUGCGGUAAAAGUUUCACCGAUAAGUCCAGCCUCAUCACCCACGAGAGGAUCCAUACCGGAGAGAAGCCGUUCUCGUGUCCCGAGUGCGGGAAACGUUUUGCCCGCAGCUCGUCGUACAUCAAACAUCAGAGGAUUCACACGGGGGAGAAGCCGUUCUCCUGUUCGGCGUGCGGAAAACGCUUCAUCGAUAAAUCCAAUCUCGUUACCCAUCUCCAGAGCCACACAGGAGAGAAGCCGUACUCCUGCUCCGAGUGCGGGAAGUGUUUCACUGUUAAAUCCACUCUUGUCAGGCAUCAGUUGGUCCACGCCGGGGAGAAAUAAAUUUCCAUCCAUUCAUUUUGAAAAAA